This is a messenger RNA of Gopherus evgoodei (Goodes thornscrub tortoise), 7204 nucleotides long. RefSeq names its product angiopoietin like 7 (gene ANGPTL7). The record is from RefSeq and is a predicted model, not a curated record. NCBI's taxonomy places the organism in Eukaryota, Metazoa, Chordata, Testudines, Testudinidae. The coding region runs from base 381 to 1427 and encodes 348 amino acids. The transcript has 5 exons.
GUGGAGGGAAGUCUCCUCCCCACCCUUUUUUUGGCCUAAGUCUGUGUUGAUUUCAGCCCGUGGGCACUUGAUAUGAACAGAUUAGCUGGGAGGGGCCAGAAUGCUGUGUACGGCUGCAGGGGGGUGGAGGUACACAGGAGAAAAGAUAUUUAAGAUGCUGAGAGACAGAGACUUCCAGAGUGCACAGACUCCUACAAGAAAGUGCUGCAGAAGUCCCCUUUAGACUCCACCUUCGCUGAGCAAGAGGGGGAGAGAAACAGUUAGGGCACCAGCGUGCUGUAGCACUUUCAGAAGAGUUUCACACGUGCCCCUGCUGUGCUCACAGCAUCUGCAGUGGACUCAGUCAGAGAACUCAGGAGUUCUCACUGCUGAGAGUGAAAAUGCCAGUGAAAGUCUCUAUGCAAUUGGCAUGGCUCUGUGUUAUCACCUUGUCCUUGGCCAUCUACCCAGCGUGGCUGCAGAAGCCUCCCAAGAGGAGAAUGACCAGCGGGAACACCCAGCUCAAACUGAUGGGCUGCUGCGAUGAGAUGAAAGACCUCAAGCUGCAGAUAGCCAACCUGAGCACCAUGCUGGGGACGCUGAGCAAGAAGCAGGAAGACGACUGGAUGAAUGUGGUUACGCAGAUGAUGGAGCUGGAAGGGAGCACCAAGCAGAUGGAGUCCCGGCUCAUCGAUGCUGAGAGCAAGUACUCUGAAAUUAACAGCCAGAUAGACAUCAUGCAGCUGCAGGCAGCCCAGACGGUCACACAAACCUCAGCUGUAGAUGCUGUCUAUGACUGCUCAUCUCUUUACCAGAAGAAUUACAAAAUCUCCGGUGUUUACAAGCUGCCUCCAGAUGAAUUCUUGGGGAGCCCUGACCUAGAGGUGUAUUGUGACAUGGAGACAGAUGGUGGUGGCUGGACCAUCAUCCAGAGGCGCAAAGUUGGCCUGAUCUCUUUCAAAAGAGAUUGGAAACAAUACAAGGAAGGAUUUGGCAAUAUCCGGGGAGAUUUCUGGCUAGGGAAUGAAAAUAUCUAUCGGCUCUCCAGACGCCCGACCCUGCUGCGAGUAGAGCUGGAGGACUGGGAAGGCAACAUCCGCUAUGCACAAUAUAACCAGUUCACCCUGAGCAACGAGUUUAAUAGCUACCGCCUUUUCCUGGGGAACUACACCGGCAACACAGGGCAUGACUCCCUGAGGUACCACAACAACACAGCCUUCAGCACCAAGGACAAGGACAACGACAAGUGCGUGGAUGACUGUGCCGCGUUACGUAAAGGUGGAUACUGGUACAGCUGCUGCACAGAUUCCAACCUGAAUGGGGUUUACUACCGCAAAGGGGAACACACCAAAAACAUGGAUGGAAUCACCUGGUACGGCUGGCAUGGCUCAACCUACUCUCUGAAAAGAGUCGAGAUGAAGAUCCGCCCAGAGGAUUUCAAACUCUAGGGGGAAGCAACACUCAAUUGUAAAGCUACGGUGACACUGCUGCACUGAGGGGAAACAGCCUGGAAUCUCAUAAUCAGCCACUGAAAUGGUUUAACUUCAUCUAGAAAGUGUGCGAACACAAGGGCUACAUACACUGACUAUGCAUCACACAUUAGUUCUGAGGCAGACUCGGGAGAGAGGAAAGGUACCAACAUUACUAUGGCUCAGCCCAGUUCUCUUCUCUUAAGGCACUCUCCCCCCAACAGGAUACAUACUAUGUUAGAACAGACACAUCCUGCAGGAGCAGCAUCUUCAGGAAGGAUAUGUUGUGGUUACACUAGCACUGGGAUUUACAGGGUUGCCUUAUUGUUUGACCAGUUAGAGUUAAGGAAAAAUGCAGCCUUUACCCUCCUUUUUGCCAUCUCCGUAGUGUUUAGAUUCAUUGAGGGUGAACACAAAUCUUGCCAAGGAAGAGAGUUUCUACCAAGACCCAAGAAACAGAGGAACAGGGCUUUUAUUUCAAAUUCUUCAAACAUCUUAGAAAUAUCCACAAUGAGAUGUUCCUCCAGUGCAUGUUAAUUGGCCCAUUCUCCCCAUGUAGGAAAAGCUAGGUUGAAACUUUAGGUAACUGCAUGUUGCACCUGCUCUUUCCUGAAGUCUCAUCUCCACCUUCCAGCCACUAGUCACAGGAAAACACCCAUGCAAGACUAUAUUCCCAGGGACGUUGCUUUCUGAGAGAGACCUCAAGUCCCAUCUGCUCUAAGCUAUGUGGAGGUGGGAGAUCUAUACUAGAAAGCACAUGAGGGACUGGGAUGCAACUCUCUGAGCUACAAUGAACUGAUUUGCAACGUUACUAGUGUUCCUCUUGGAACACAGAAGGGCCAUUUUGUGCCACCUCAUCAUACUAUCAGCAAGAUCAGGAGCGAACAGGGAACAAACACCCAGAAGCCUUUUACCAUUGACACUGUAUUCCAAAAACACAAGGGGUGGGGUGCGGGGCUUUUAAUGUUUAAUUGGAAAAAGGCAGGUUAAUGGAAGUGCUAGUAAACAAGGGAUCAAAUAAUAUAGAGAUGAUAUGUGGCUCUUAUACAGCAAAGGAUCCUGGAUAAUAUUACGCACUAAGAGAAGCAAUCUUGAGUGGUUUUGUUGUCACUGGAACCCAAGUUGUAUUUAAAGCUUUAUUCCAUCGAAUCUCUAUUUUAUGAGGCUUGAUCCUGAACUUCCACCUGCUUUUAACUUUCUGUUUUUACUUAAAAGAGAAUCCAGAUGUGGGAAAUAUUUAACACUCUGCUUUAUGGUUUACAAGCACAGGCUUAUUCACCUUGUAUCAGACCUCUGGUCCACGAAGAAAACUCUAUUGCCACCAGCUGUGACCAGUAUUCGAUGCUUUAGAGAAAGGCAAAAUACAGGCACCUAGUAAAUUUCGCCGUGCUGCCCACAUGUCAGGGGUGGGGUGGGAGAAAAGGAGCAUGCUAUUCCUUUCAUUACAGUAUUGAAAGUUCAAAGCAAUGCAUCUGGGAGCAGAGCUUUAACGGAAGCCAGAGAAUCCUCCAGUGCCAAGAGAAAUUAGAAACGUACAAAAAUCCUCCCUUGCUGGUGGGAUGCCAUACCCGGGAAUUUCCAGGUUUGUUUUGGAGGGUUAUUUUUUGUAAGCUCUGCCUAAAAGUUCCACACUGAAAACCAGCACAUUCCAUUUCCUUACCUAAGAGAGUCUUGAAAAAGAUUGUUAAAAAGGGCAGCCACACUGUUGCUUGAAUAUGUAGAAAAAGACAGUUAUAGUUAAUAUAUCUAUUUUUAUUCACUUUACAAAAACAAAGCUUGAGCCUAAUUUAAAAUUUUCUGUCUUAUGCGGAACGGGAGAUAAAGGUUUCCUGGGAAAUGCCUUAUAUAUGUUGACUAUUCAUACUGUACAUUGGAACAGUGUUGUAUACAAAUAUGCAGUCUGUGCAAUGGAUUUUUUUUUUUUAAUACCAAACUUUUCCAUUUCUGUAAUAAAUUCUCUCAUUUUUAAGCCUGUUUUCUUCAAGUCUUGUUCCUUACCCUGCUGUUUGAUACAAACACUCACACAGACAGAGGGAUUAAGGUCAGGAAAGGGGAAUACAGCAAGUUCUGAAGCAUCCCAGGGGAUGCAACAGAGGCGAAGGGAUGAAAGCAUAUUGCAGAGAAGGCAAAACAGCACAGCAUGCUGCACAGAAGAAAAUAUCUGUAAAGUAAACAAAAGGUGAAAGCAUAAAUCUAAAAGCAAGCAUCUUCAGAGAGCUUAAAAAUCCAUCGUAUAAAGACCAAAGCAACUUGUUCGAGAGGCUGUGCCCUUCCUCACACCACAGAGAACUUCGUACAAUGAUUCAAGAGGGAGAGAGGCUGCAUAUACCAAUUCAAAGGGAAACAUUUCUCCUAGUCCAAGCCAAUGUGGAAUUCUAACAUACAGGACUCAAAGCUACAGAUUCCUUGCUAUUCUUUAUCAUUCUGAUUACAGUAGCAUUCACAAUGUGCUAUAUAUUGCUCGCCAAAAUAGGAAAACUCUUUUUAAUCAGUGAAUGCAAGCUCCCUCCCUGCCUGCCUGGCUCACUGAAAUCCAUAACUAAUUUAUUCACUUGCUUCCUAUUCUUUGUGCUGAGGCUGAGUCCUACAACUGGAGUCUUGGUGUUAGAGACUCCGGCACUCGUGUAGAGCAGCAUCUGCCUUUGCAACCGUGUUCAGGUCAUUGUCUGAAACAAGGAGCUGAGCACUUCUAUUCCCUGGGAAGAAUCAGAGACAAGGACACACACAUGAGCAAGUUUCUUACUGAACUCUGUUAAAUCUGCCUUCAAGAAAUCACUGGGGUCGGGAGAUGAGGGAAAUAGAUUGUUGAAGGCCUUUAGGUGGGACAGAAGAGUAUCAGGCUGCAAUAUGCUAUUAAACAAUUAUUCAUUUAAAGGAACUUAUUGUUAUGUAUCCCUGGGGAAAGAUCCUUUCACAGGAACAUCCACAUCUCAAAUUGAAAUGACUGUUUGGCUGGUUGGGAGCAGUACACUUGACAAGUUUAGUAAUUUGAAUCUCUCAACUGCUGAAUCAAGCUCAUACACAAGCUAGGAAGGAAAAAUAAGGCAGCAAAUAGACAGCAGGACAUGCUGCUAAGUUGUGACUCAAAUCCUGGCCAUUCUCUGGGAAGUAACUUAUAGCAGCACACAAGGCCAGGUGUACACAGCAGGUAGGGAGGCUGAAAGGCUCGUUUCCCACUACUUCGCUAUUGGGAACAGAAGGCUGGUGCAAAUCGUUUUGCAUUAUGCCUAUUCUACUUUGCCUUCCAUUUUGAGGCAAGGCACAAAACCUUCAGUUUGCAACCUGAGCCCCGAGAGUUGCUGAAUCACGCUGCACACCCUAAUCUGCCACAACAGCAUUUUCCACCUAAAGGACAAGAGCCAUGAUGCUCACCCCAAAGCUGCACCUCCAAGCCUGGUCCAACUCUGGUUAUUUCUUCACCAAAAGAGCCUUGACUUCUGAAAUGUUCAGGAAGUCUUCACCCUCCCACUCCCAAAGCAGCACUCAAGGCACUGGACAGAUAGUUCAAAUACAAUGAACACCCAGAACAGACAUAUUAGAAGGCCAAGCAAAGUCACAUUAACAACAAACAAGGAGGGGGUCGGAAUGCAGGAGCAGACACCGAUCACGCUAACAUCUCUAAGAGUGGAGAGGGAUAAACUGAGUGGACAUGCAAGGGGAAAUCUUUGCUGCUUCAGGAACGGUUUUGAAAGGCACAAAGAAACUGGGGUUUUUGUGUGACCUCCUCUUGGAUGUGCCAUGACCACCACCGCAGAGCAAGAUGGCCACAACACCUGCAAACCUGGUGCAGCAAGGGCACUGACUAAUUUGCCUUUGAAAGAAUUUGCACCAGCUUUCCACCUGUCCCUCUUUUCCCUUACAGCUCUAUCAGAGACAACUCCAUAGUAUUCACUACUAUAGUAUUGCUAUUUCUUCCCUACUCAUCACAAAGGGCCUGCCAUUGGCACCUCACUAAAUUUUGCUCAAGAGCCAUAAAUCCCUAGGCGUUUUAUAACCACCUAUAGUUAUAGUGCCUUUGAGCCUGAAUGUUCCCAAAGUACUUCACUAGCUAUAUUCAAACAGCACUGCAGAAACACAGCCAUCUGUGGAAGGUGGCACCAACCAGUGAACAGCACACAGUACAGCAAUUUUCUGGGAGGUGAGAACAGAGUUUGGCCUCCAAAUUAUACCACUUACAAAUAGUGCCAUGGGACUUUUAAUACUCCUGCAGUGCAGACAAGAGGUCUGUUUGCAAGAUUUUGUCUAAGGGACUCUCCAUCUGCCCUACCCAAUUAACUUAUCCCCCUCAUAAGGCAGAUGGACCAAGUUAACCCAUCUAGGAUCUGAAGCUGUGAUUUCAGGGAGUUUGUUUCAAGCAAGGUGUGUCAAUCUUUGGUUACAGAGCCAGGACACAUGCUACAGCAGGCUUGGUGGUACACAAGGGGGAGAAGUGGUGCUUAUUUGGAGAAUUCCACACAUCUCCCCUCUGUAUUUAUCUAGGGCCCUGAAACUUCAGUUUCAAACUUUUUAAAAAAAAAGCCAUGGUUAACCAUGUCAGGAAUUUCAGACAGCUUGGAGGGUGUGACCUGAGAGUGAAUAACACUUCAUUUGACCUCUCUCUGUACCCAGUCCUCCGGAGUCAGCCUUUAGAGUCCUAAUGGAGAAAGACCUGUCCGUGCUCUGAGAAUGCAAAUCACAGACAGUCAGGGCUGCACACUGCCCACUGCAGAGCCUUCCUGCUACAGCAAUAAAAGCUGCAGCCUCUCUGGUUUUGUCACUAGCAUUUUAGAUGUUUCAUUUCUGAUAGUUUUCAAGCUGAUAAUUUGUCACCAGCUGGCAAUGACUGAACUAUAGCUAGUACAAAACUGGACCCAGAAUGGCGAGGGACAAAAGGCUUCACCCCACCCCAAUUCCAGCACAUAAAGCAAGCCAGGUAGUUAUAAAUUAGACAACCGAUCCUAGGCAUAAUGGCAAAAUCUACUAAAAAAUACGUCAAUCAUGAGACACUAACAGGACCUUGGGGAACAAAAGCAUUUGACAAUAUUACCUAGAAGUUAUUGCUGUCUGGGCUGAUAUGAAAUGAGAAAAAAAUCAGGGAGGUGCUUUCUAGAGCUGUGCAUUUUCAAGACAACAGUUCAAAGGCAGCCUGGCCCUGCUAAGCUAACAUACUUUAGCCAGAGCUCUCAUGAAAUUUUACGAGCCUAGACACAAAAUCUUUUCUGCCACCCUUGUGAUGUGACAUUUUAUUUGCCCAUCCAAAAAACAGAAGUUAUUUGUGCUGAACAAGCAGAAUUUUGAAACGCUGAGCCAAGUCCAGGCAGUGAAUAGAAAUGCAGCCCUGCUCAGCUGAGCACACCCUGGGUCUGCAGCCUGAAACUGCCCUUUGCAGCCAAAGGGUCAAAAGCCUCUAAUAUUUUUGCUCAAAUAUAAAUAUAAUCUAAUUCACCAGUUCAAAUCCAGCUCAAGUCAGCUAUAAACAAAAGCACCCGGUUUCCAGUCUUCUGCUCACCAUGAGAGUAUGCACCUCUUUAAUAGGCCAUCUGUGUUGGCCUAGCAUUCAGUUAGCUUUACUGCAGCAUUUCCUAAAUGUAGGAUACAAAAUACCACAGGAAGGUCAAGUCAUACAGCAAAGUACAGGUGACUGCUAAAUGCUCUUUUCAUUGGCUGCCUCUAGAACAGCAGAACGAAUGCCAUAAACAAUGGCUUUUUAAAGUAAUGCAGCAGCGGCAGAUUCCUCCCCCCCCCACUAACGAAUGCAUGCUCUGAAAAAUUCCUCA